AUGGGGGAUUGGAAGUUGUUGGGCAGUAUCUUGGAGGAAGUUUACAUGCACUCAACCAUAGUGGGCAAAAUCUGGCUGUCCAUCCUUUUCAUAUUUCGGAUGCUUGUUCUUGGUGUUGCAGCGGAAGAUGUCUGGGAUGAUGAGCAAAGGGCAUUCAUUUGCAACACUGAGCAGCCCGGCUGCCGGAACGUCUGCUACGACCAGGCUUUUCCGAUAUCCCUAAUUCGCUACUGGGUGCUGCAGAUCAUUUUUGUUUCCUCGCCCUCACUGGUGUACAUGGGUCAUGCGCUGUACCGGCUGAGAGUUCUCGAAAAGGAAAGGAGGAGGAAGAAAGCCCAGCUGAUAGCCGAGCUGGGGGAGAUUCAGCUGAUCCUGGAGGACCACAAGCGGAUUGAGAGGGAGCUGAAGAAGCUGGAGGAGCAGAGGAGGCUUACCAAAGCUCCACUCAGGGGAUCACUGCUGCGAACAUACGUUUUUCAUAUCUUAAUGAGGUCUGUGGUGGAAGUGGGCUUCAUCGUGGGACAAUAUAUCUUGUACGGUGUCGGACUGGAGCCUUUGUACAAGUGCGAGAGGAUACCGUGCCCAAACAGCGUGGAUUGUUUUGUAUCAAGGCCAACGGAAAAGACCAUCUUCAUGGUCUUUAUGAUAGUCAUUGCCGGCGUCUCCUUGUUCCUGAAUCUCUUUGAGAUCUCUCAUCUGGGAGUGAAAACAAUCAAGCAGAGCUUUUACAGGAAGGACGCAGCAGAUUAUGUCAAUGCUUCCGAGUACAAAAAGAACUCAAUGGGUCAGCAGGCAUUCGUGACGAUGGCCUCGUCGGCAUGUGAAACGGCACCUCUGAUUCAGAAAACUGCCACGCGUGCUCCGGCUGAACGGCUGAACCACGUCACUGUUUACAUGCCGCCGGCGGCCAACCUUCAGCAUGGUGAAGGGGCCUUGAGGUGCAACAACAUAUUGCGGGGCGCCGUCCAGACCAAAAGCCUGGAGCAGGACUCGAACAAGCCUCGUCACGCCAGCGAGGGCCACGUCCACAGCCUGCUUCUCCAUACAGCGAAGCAGCAUCUGUCCACCUUGGAGAGCUGCAACCGCUCGUGCAGCAGCGAGGACUCAAACCACGCCCCGCGGCUCAUAGGUCCCGAGCGGCUGAGACACGUUUGGCAGCACGCCAAAGGGCCGUUGCAGAUGGGCCACUCGGAAAUGCCGCUUCACGUGCGCAACCUGCUGCGCAAGCAAAACCGGGUGCGGCGCAGCAGGGAUGCUGUUGGGGCUCCUGGAGUCCAAGGACGUGUCAGGAUGUCCAGGUGUUUGGUGCCGCGACGACCUGACAGUCCCCACUCGAGGAGCAGCUCAGGAUCCGAAUUCAAGCAACUGUCGAAACGAGACAGCCCACCCAUAACUCCAAGCGGUUUGGGACUGCCGCCGGGAAGCAGAGCCAAGCGGCAGGCAGCCUCCGAUCUCGUCAUAUAG
Molecule: messenger RNA, 1464 nt
Organism: Scleropages formosus (Asian bonytongue)
Lineage: Eukaryota; Metazoa; Chordata; Actinopteri; Osteoglossiformes; Osteoglossidae
Product: gap junction alpha-10 protein-like
Exons: 1
Coding region: 1-1464 (487 amino acids)
Biological process (GO): cell-cell signaling
Cellular component (GO): connexin complex
Molecular function (GO): gap junction channel activity
Source: RefSeq, a predicted model, not a curated record